Messenger RNA from Hibiscus syriacus, 489 nucleotides. RefSeq names its product transcription factor TCP20-like. The record is from RefSeq and is a predicted model, not a curated record. Gene Ontology annotation, cellular component: nucleus. The transcript is spliced from 2 exons. Bases 1 to 489 code for a protein of 162 amino acids. Lineage: Eukaryota; Viridiplantae; Streptophyta; Magnoliopsida; Malvales; Malvaceae. Gene Ontology annotation, molecular function: DNA-binding transcription factor activity; sequence-specific DNA binding.
AUGGGAGAGAACAAGGCAGGUGAAAGCAAGGAUCCCCACAUUGUUACAGAUAAAGAAGUGAAGAAGAAUCAGUUGGUUCCUAAGAGAAGUCCUAACAAAGAUAGGCAUACCAAAGUUGAAGGAAGAGGUAGAAGAAUAAGGAUGCCCGCUUUAUGUGCAGCUAGAAUCUUUCACCGCCACAGGGAGCGGGACCAUACCGGCAUCGGCUUUGGCAGCAGCUGGAGGCUCGGUUUCACAUCAUGGAGCCUCUCUAUUAGCAGGGUUGCACCAAAAGAUAGAAGAUUUGUGAGGGUCCAAUACAGGGUUAUGGCCCUCAGUCAGUGGUACUUGCAGGCUAAUAAUGUUGGUCAGAUGAGCUUCACCUCAAUGUUGGGAGCGGAUAACCAGCAGCUCCCUGGUUUGGAACUUGGGUUGUCUCAAGAUGGUCAUAUAGGGGGUUCUAAAUCGUCGAGUUUUUACCCAAAUUUAUCAGCAGAUGGUGCAGGCUAG